GCUUGUAAAGCGCGCGCGGCUCCAGGCAUGGGCUUCCCGCUGCCGCCGCCCCUGCUGUUGGGGCUGCUCCUGCUGCAGGGCGUCCUGAGGCCGCUGGGGGCGGAUCUGGUUUUCAUCCCGUCUUUCAUCCGAAUGUCCGGGUCUGAGGUCAGCGCGUCCCUGGUCGGAGCCACCGAGGGUGUGACCGUGUCCCUGGCCACGCUGCAGGCCGAGGCGGGACUGUUGCCAGUUCCAGCUUGUGGAGUGCCAAGCAAUGAGACGGGAAACUGGAGUGUGACUGUGACCUGUCGUGGUGUGAAUGUGCUGGAAGUGACAGUCCAGUUGAAGCAGGACCUACAGUGGUGUCCCUCUAAUGACACAGAUUCCUUCUCAGAGGUCCCAUGCAUCGUCCAGACGCUCCUGAUCUCAGCAUCUCACAAUUCUUCCUGCUUAGCACAUCUACUCAUUCAGGUGGAGAUUUAUGCCAAUUCUUCUCUGACCCACAAUGCAUCAGAGAAUGCAACUGUGAUACCUAACCAGGCAUAUCAGCCUCUGGGUCCUUGUCCUUGCAAUUUAAUAGCUGGAGCCUGUGACAUUCGCUGCUGCUGUGACCAGGAGUGCUCAGAGGAGGUGAGAGAGCUGUUCAGGCCAGCCUGCUUCACGGGUGUGUUCGGGGGAGAUGUCCGUCCUCUGUUUGACCAGUUCUGCACCGCUGGGACCACUUACCGGGUCUCUGACUGGUUUCCCCUCCUGUGCGUGCAGUCAUCGCCGGCCAACUCGCCCUUCCUGGGCCUCUUCUACCAUGGUGCUGUUUCUCCUAGGCACGACCCUGCUUUUGAAGUCUGUCUUCACUCUGACCUCAGAGACUUUUCACACAAGGACUUUUACAAGCAAGGAGAUCCAAUUCUGACCCCCGACAAUGCAUAUUUUACUGUUCCACAGGUGUCCCUGGUUGGUCAGUGUCUACAGAAUGCCCCCGUGGCAUUCCUCCAGAACUUUGAUAUCAAGUGCACUACGAACUUGGAAGUACUCCCAGAGCGAGAUGACAUCAUCAACCUGAAGAUACGGAGGAGUGCUAUAGGAGGCAUAGUCACACCAGCAGUAAUCUAUGAAGAAGCAAGUGACCUUCACAAAUUCAUCACCAGCACAGAAACACUUUUGAGCAGUGGAUUCUCCCCCCGAAAUGUGAAUGUGGAAGAACAUUAUGUUUUCACGUGGCAUAAUAACACGAUCACUGAAGUAACUGUCAGAAUUGUUAGAGUGGAAAUCAGCACCCGACAGAGAGGAAUAAUGACACAGAGAUUUACAGUGAAGUUUUUAAGCCAUAAUAGAGGUAAUGGAAAGGAAUUAUCUGGAAAUCCAGGUUACCAACUUGGCAGGCCUCUCCGAACGCUGGACACCAACAGGGUGGAUAGUGGUACAGCUUUACACCUUUGGCAGUCAGCUGGAAGGGGUCUGUGUACGUCAGUAACUUUCAGACCUAUUUUAUUUGGAGAAAACGUAUUGUCUGGGUGCCUUUUGGAAGUUGGGAUUCAGGAAAAUUGCACUCAGCUCAGGAAGGAUGUCGUUGACAAACUUCAUUCAUUGAUACAGGCAACUCAUGUGGCAACACGGGGCAACUCUGAUGACAGUGACCUAAGUGAUGGCUGGGUGGAGAUCAUACGUGUCGCCGCCCCCGACGGUGCCAAUCUGUCGGUUAGUGACGCAGGUGGCGCGUGCCUGGACGUCCCCGCGCAGCUCCACAUCCGGGUCCUGGUGGGCGAGGCCGGCGCGGUGGAAGGGGUUGCGCAGCGGGAGGUCGUGGGCGUGGAGACCAGGUUCUCCACGGUGAACUGGCAGUACCAGUGUGGACUUACAUGUGAGGAUAAGGCCAGCCUUCUCCCCAUCAGUGCAUCAGUCCAGUUCAUUCAAAUACCUGCACAGUUGCCCCGCCCCUUGACAAGAUUCCAGAUCAAUUUCUCGGAAUAUGACUGUAAUAGAAAUGAGGUGUGUUGGCCACAACUCCUAUAUCCCCUGACCCACUAUUACCAAGGGGAGCCUCGCUCCCAGCGUGUGGCCAACGGCUUGGUGCUGGUGUUCCUCCUCCUGUUGGCCAUGCUCCUCAGCCACCCCUGGGCCCGAGCGUGCCAGGCUCGGCGUGGGGCUGCUGUGUACCACUAGCUCUUCCUGGAGACUGCGGACUUUACUUCAGUAGGGUAGUCCUACCUGCCUCUCUGUGACAUUUUAAUAAAUGAAAUGCUUUAUUUUUUUAAUAGAAAAUCCUUCUUAAGUGUUCUGUGAAUUGAUUCCUUUAUGUAGCUAGCCAGAUGUUUGUGACAGUGCACAAUGACAUGCUGAUGGCUGGA
This is a messenger RNA of Castor canadensis (American beaver), 2324 nucleotides long. It is a transcript of the gene Tctn2, whose product is annotated as tectonic family member 2. The record is from RefSeq and is a predicted model, not a curated record. Gene Ontology annotation, cellular component: MKS complex. Lineage: Eukaryota; Metazoa; Chordata; Mammalia; Rodentia; Castoridae. Gene Ontology annotation, biological process: smoothened signaling pathway; cilium assembly; protein localization to ciliary transition zone.